Molecule: messenger RNA, 1853 nt
Organism: Xenopus laevis (African clawed frog)
Lineage: Eukaryota; Metazoa; Chordata; Amphibia; Anura; Pipidae
Product: matrix metalloproteinase-23
Exons: 8
Coding region: 759-1853 (364 amino acids)
Source: RefSeq, a predicted model, not a curated record
UCUUAAAAUACACCUUUAAUUUAUUUCUUUUACCUUACAUUAUCUUUAAUAGGAGCUUGGGGAUUGAAGGUUUUUUUUAGACCAGUGAAAAAGUUUUUCCUUAAUGCCACAUUACCUCAAAUAAUCUUUAUUCCUUCAGCACGAGUUGGAUUCAGCGCAUGAAAGGAAGGAAGGGCUGAAUAUAUGAUACCAUAUUUAGUGGUCUGGCAGACUUCUAUACAUUCUAACAACAUUAGAAAAUUGGUUAAAUAUUUUAUGCCUGUAGUCUAAAUGUUUGAAAUAAAUUCCCAAACACCUUCUUAGAGCUGAGGACUAUCUGGGGAUGUAUGGAGUUGUAGUUCAGCAACAACUAGUUUCCUGCCACUUGUCCGUCUUUUAUUCUCCCUCCCCCAGUGUUCUGAAGAGGUGAGAGGAGGGGAGGUAUGUGUGCAGUCUCACAUAUGGUAGAAAGAGCCAAAGUAGACAAAGAGGGAGCUGUUCUUACUCUCACGUGUCCUCUAAUAAAACACACAUGGUUGCUGCAUCCCCUGGUUUAGUUGUAUCCUCUUCUGGUCUUUUAUCACACAUAUGCUGUUCCUUAGAUCUAUAAAUUCAUUUUAUUUCUCCUUCUUCCUCUGUUCUCUGUUUGAUCUCCCAGAUUUCCAGAAUUGAUGUACUUAGCUUGCCAUAUCAAAUGUGCGACAAGCCUGUCCAUUCCUUGAAGCACUGCAGGUCGUCAGUGCUAUUUUAUUAAGGCUAUUUUCAUUACUCUGCAGAAUAUGGACUGGGGUUUGGCUGUCAGAAGUUCUGGCUGGAUUUGUGUCUUUGCUGUUGUCUCUUUCUUGUUUCUCAGCAACCUUUUCUGUUACCAGCAGAAAGCCUUGAUUUUCCCAAAGUUUCAGAAUGAAGUUGUGGAAUGUGGCAUUAACUGUUCCUUUAAAAGCAGCAUGCUUACCAGAAGAAAAAGAUACACAAUUAAUCCUUUGGGGUACAAGUGGGACCAUUUAAAUCUGACCUACAAGAUUGUUCAGUUUCCCAACACCCUGAAUAAAGAUGACACGGAGAGAGCACUGGCCCUUGCCUUCCGCAUGUGGAGUAAAGUCUCCUCCCUCACUUUCCAAAGGGUACAAUCACACCAGGUCUCCGACCUAAGUAUAGGAUUUUAUACUUUUAAUCACAGUGAUUGUUGGGGAUCUCCACUCCACCCCUGCUUUGAUGGCCUAAACGGGGAACUAGCUCAUGCUUUUUUGCCACCACGCGGGGAAAUUCAUUUUGACAACCAUGAGUUCUGGGUCCUUGGACCUUCACGUUUCAGUUGGAAGCAAGGCGUGUGGUACAAUGAUCUUGUCCAAGUCGCAGCACAUGAGAUUGGUCAUGCACUUGGUUUGUGGCACUCUAGUAAUGUAACUGCUCUCAUGCAUCCCAACGCUACCUACACCAGGAUACGUCAUGUCACGAAAGAUGAUAUCAUGGCCAUACAGAGUCUCUAUGGCUGUCCUUCUUCAAGCUCUAGAUGUGAUUCCCUUGAGAUUUCAGGAUCCUGUGGACAUCAGUGUCAUCUGAAAUGUGAGAGUUGCAGAGAGUCUCUUGGCCAAGGACCGAAACAAUAUAGGAUUAAAAUAAAGAAUCGCUAUGUUUCCCAAGGUCGAUCUGUUACCUUUCACUGCUCCCAAAAAGACUCCCAAGCACAGAAGAGCAUGAGUUGGUAUAAAGAUGGAGCUCGUCUCUCUUCCUCUACACCUGGGUUAGUUAGAUUGUCCCUAAGCAGCCUGGUUCUAAAAGCAGAGGAAGAAGCCCAGGGACGCUACACGUGUGUGAUUCGCCAAGGCAAAGUCAUUGUAGGAGGAAAAUCUUGGAACCUGCACAUCACAUGA